Molecule: messenger RNA, 1305 nt
Organism: Episyrphus balteatus (marmalade hoverfly)
Lineage: Eukaryota; Metazoa; Arthropoda; Insecta; Diptera; Syrphidae
Gene: IFT46
Product: intraflagellar transport protein 46 homolog
Exons: 3
Coding region: 229-1197 (322 amino acids)
Biological process (GO): cilium assembly; intraciliary transport
Cellular component (GO): intraciliary transport particle B; centrosome; motile cilium
Source: RefSeq, a predicted model, not a curated record
UCAAAAAUAACAUUUAAAUAUCAAAACAAAACAAAAAAUCCAUCAACUAAACUACCCUCGACACAGAAUUACAAGAAUUUGCUUUUACCUUUUUACUGGAUUUUGUUUAUACCUGCCGUUGUCAAGGUGUUCUGUUGAGGUACAACAAAACACCGGGUAGAUUAUUCAAUUUAGAAAGAAGAAGUAGUAAGAAUAUAAAUCCAUUUGGCAUCUUUUUACCUUUUCCCAAUGAAUUACUACGACGAAGAAAUCAAGAUAGACGGCUCGGAGCCGAUUAAACUUGAAAAAGUGCAAAGUGCGUCCAAGGGAUCUCGACGUGCAUCAGCUAUAGGUUCAGCAGCUGCUUCUCGACAUACAAUUCGUGCCAAACCUGACGGAUUACCUCGUUCAUCAUCAACAACAACAAACGAGGACGAUGAACAUCUGGACGGAGCAAAAGGACUCGACGAUAGCGAUGCCAGUGAUUCAGAAUCUGAAGAUAGCAAAGAAUAUCGCGAAAACCAACAACUUGGCACACGACUUAUAAGCCCGUCCAGUUGGGACAACCUUUCACUGCCGCAGGAGAUCAAGGAGAUCUUUCCUUACAUUGCAAAGUACACACCUCAGCUCAUUGAGACCGAGUACCACCUGCAACCAUUUGUACCAGAAUACGUACCAGCUGUUGGUGAUGUUGACGCAUUUCUGAGAGUAUCAUUUCCUGCUAUAAUGGACAUACGUCGUGAACAGGAUAUCCAGGAACACCUCCAGAAAAUGGGAUUGCAUUUCUUGGAUGAACCAAGUGGUCAACAAAGUGAACCAAGUUUAUUGAGCAUCAAACUGGGAUCAGUAUUAACUGGCAGUGCUAGGUCACAUUCAGCGUCAAAAGUUCCAAUUGCAAAAUCGAUAAUUAAGGAUGUGGAUAAAUGGAUCACAGAGGUUGAACAUAUUCAUUUGGGACAAUCUGGACAUAAUGUUCAGCCGGAGAAGGAUAUCGAGACAAUGAUGAUUGAUUGGCCACAAUCCUAUGCGACAUUACAGAAUGAACUUAAUAGAGCUUAUAAUGAUGAUAAUCUAUCAUUGGUCGAGUAUAUUAGAGUGUUGUGUGAGAAGCUUGAAAUCGAUUGUGGCGGGCCAGGAGAACUAACUCAAGCGCAAUGCAUACAAAAAGUUUAUACUUUGUUUAGUAUGUAUUUAGCAGCAAAUCAUUCAUAUGAAUAAUUAAAUUGGAUGAACAGUAGUUAUUUUUAGUUAAAAAUGUCCUUCAAUUUUUGUAUGUCCUUGGUGCAUUUCAGAUUAAAGCAUCCAUUUGCAGUUGCAAAAAAAUGU